CGUCAAAUUCUUUCCCAGAUGUUUACAUAUCGUUGCGUUGGUGGUAUAGUGGUUAGCAUAGCUGCCUUCCAAGCAGUUGACCCGGGUUCGAUUCCCGGCCAACGCAAAUUCGUUUUAACCGUUUUGAAAUAAUUCAAGAGAAAACAAACUCCUGCGCGACAGUCAGACGUGAGUUAUUUUGUAGGUCGGCAUUAUCAUAAUUUUGCGUCACUAAACAAGGUCCGUAAACGAUGCUACAGCCAGACUUAACCCAACACGUUGCUGAAGUCGUAAACCCGGUGAGCGGAGCUGAAAACCGUCCGAGAGGAGCUGAAAUGACGCACCCGGAAGUGGAGAACCCUUUCAGUUUCACGCCGCAGCUCAUCCGCCUGCACAAGGACCACGAACUGUUUGAGGAUGGAGACAUUCACAGACACAUGUACCUGCAGGACUUCUUUAUUUCAGACGUAGAAGACAAAGCAGCGCUCAGCGUGUCAGAGUUUGCCUGUCACAUCUGGGGCUGCAGCGCUGUCUUCAGUUCUUUGGACGACUAUGAGCACCACUACAACUCGCUGCACAGACACGUGUGCUGCUCCUGCCGCCGCUCCCUGCCGAGCGCCCGGCUCCUGGACAUUCACAUCCAGGAGUGGCACGAUUCUCUUUUCGCUCUCCUCGCCCCAAAACAAGACAUGUACUUGUGCUUGGUGGAGGGAUGUGGACUGAAGUUUAGGACCACUAUACAAAGAAAAGACCAUCUAAUAAGAAUUCACAAGUAUCCUCCAGACUUCAGGUUUGACAAGAACAAAAAGGAAAAAGGGUAA
Nematolebias whitei (Rio pearlfish) is the source of this 800-nucleotide messenger RNA. It is a transcript of the gene znf511, whose product is annotated as zinc finger protein 511. The transcript is spliced from 4 exons. Lineage: Eukaryota; Metazoa; Chordata; Actinopteri; Cyprinodontiformes; Rivulidae. The record is from RefSeq and is a predicted model, not a curated record. Bases 231 to 800 code for a protein of 189 amino acids.